Messenger RNA from Coregonus sp. 'balchen', 3323 nucleotides. The record is from the annotation of a GenBank genome assembly. NCBI's taxonomy places the organism in Eukaryota, Metazoa, Chordata, Actinopteri, Salmoniformes, Salmonidae.
AUGUAUCCCUCAGAAAGCAAGAUGAAUCAUAAUGAUGAGAGAAUCAAAAGAGCUUUAAGGCGCCGCCCUUAUGUGGUAAAUAUCAAAUAUAUAUAUAUAUUUUAAAAAUCUUCUGUUUUUGUUAUCACCUUUUAAAUGGAGUGUUGUGUUGACAGUUGAAUCCAGUGAGGGUGAACACCCCUGAUUCUGUGAUGUGGCCAACCGGCAAAGUGCUCAGAAGGCCAAGGCCUGUAAGUCAAAUCUGACCUGAAAACAAUAACACAUAAACAUUAGUUAUGCUGCAUGUACAAACUGCAGUUAUCACAGUAAAAGCAAGUGCAGAUAUCCCUCCUUAUCUAACCACAUUUGAAAUGGAAUAUUGUCUUGACAGUCUACUUCAGUGCAGACCCCUCAGAUCCACAAAAGGCCUGUAUGUCACAUUCAAAUCAACCACAUAACAGUAGCUACUUAAAUUAUUUAUUGAUAGCUACAUCAUUUAUUUCCAAGUUAUUUCCAAGGCCAAAAUGAGCAAAAGAGUGUUACAUUUUUUCUUUACUGUUCACAGCCAAUCAUUGUGAGCUGUGGGCAGGAACAGACAUCUGGGGAUGGAUGGGACAUCAAUCCAGAGCCUCUUAGCCAGGUCAGACAUCUCUGCUGUUCCCAUAGAGACAGAACAGAUAGAUCAAUCUGUUGAUUCAUAUGGCCAUUUUGGUUGGCUUGGUUGAAUUGACAAUCAUUCAUUAGAAAUGCUAAAGAAUCCUACAGUAUGGAAAGUAUUUAGCCCCAUCCCUAAUGUUAUGGGAGUUGCAUUUAUUGCAUUUCAAUACACUUGCAUUUUCAAUUACCCAUAAAUUACUCACUACUUGUACAACUAUGUUGGAUUGCCUAAAUAUUCAACAUUUUCUUGACAGUCAAUGCCAGUGUAUUCUAUGUCUGCCCUAAGUACAUGCCUUUGUCUGUCUCCUCAGUCUGGAAGGGUGACUCGGCUGAUGGAUAGAAAUUAUGAUGGGGUGAUCUCAUCCUCCAACUCUGACAUCUCUAUCUACUCCUUCACUGACUGUGAAUCUGAGGUAAGACAGUUGUACACCAUGUCUUUGUUGAGUGACAUCACUGUAAGGAGAAUAGUCUCUGACUAGUUUACUCUGAUACACAGUCUGAUGAUGAGGAUCAUGAAAGGAGGACACCACCGCUGAAAGUGAAGGAUGAGGAGGAUGGAAAGGUGGACGACAAUCUUUCUCUCCAAUCCUUCGAUGAGUCAGACUUUCUGGUAUGUUCUGCAGCAUGUAUUUGAGUAACUCUUUGACUGAAUGUGGAGAAUGGACUAUGACCAACUAGCUCUCUGACACACAGCGUGAUAAUGGCAAUGAUGCCUCUGCUGAGGACAGUCCAGGGCCUUCAAAGGAACCACUGAGAAAAGGGGCUUCACUGAAGGACCCUCGACUGGUAGGCUCUUACGUGUGUGUGUGUUAGUGGUGCGCGGGUCAGCUGUUUGUUCAACCGAACCCACCCGCAAUUGCUAAUAACCCAUCCGCAACCGCCCGACUAUAUGUGAUAAAGUGAAAAUCUGAGGCCCGCACCUGACCCUAAUCCGCAAAUAUAGAACACCGUCAGAACGAUUUCUUAGCAGGGGGUGCAGGAUUUCUUUGUGCCUAAUUUGGAUAUGUUUCUGCUUAUAAUUUCAAACAUUUUGGUAGGCUAUUUGUUAGUCAACUUGUCUAUAAUUAGAUAGAAGACGAAAUAAACCAAAAACGUUUAGGGAUCAAGAAGAAAAUGCAAUAACUCAAGAAAAAAAGGGAAACAUUUUCUGUGCAAAAUUUCCAAAUGACAUCAGUUUGACGGGUUGAAAACGACCAGACAUGUUUCUGAUAAGAUUUCAGUUUGGCUUGGAUGCACAUUUUAUGUGGUUGAAAUAUUAUCAGCUUUUAUUAUGCUGAUAAAGCAGUCCCUAGCUGCGCAUUCGCAUUCCCUCAAGAUGCUGAAAGAAAUCAUAUUUCUCCACUGCUGUUCCCGAGUCAAAAUAAAGCCUACAUUUGGUGUAGCCUAUCAUUUUACUGCAAGAAAUGCUUAAUUCUGCAGGAGUUAAUAUUAAGACUGUGAGAGGUUAAAGAUCUACAGUCAGUGUCCAGAUUUCAGUUUCCAUUUAACCCAUCUGAACAGUAGGCUGUUUGUUCCCUUGACGUGCCAUAGGCCUAUUUGAAUCCCCCUCUUGUGACUGUCGAAUUUCUAUAGUGCCUCACAAUCAUCACACAUAACAUAGGCACUGCCAUCAUCCUCUUUUAACACUUCACCAAAUAUUUUCCAAACAUUACUUUUCUGGCCGUCCCUUCUUUAUUUUCAACUUUCCAUUUCGUAGCUUUUCUCUUAUUGAAUUAAAGCGUUUGGUGAUUGGUGUGUAGUCUAUCUGGCGCGCGUCAAGUUAUGCCCUAAAGUUUAGGCUUACGCACUAAUGCCAAAUAGCCUAUAGAUAUAACUUGCACAAUAAUUAUACAUUUAUGGAUUUUUUUAUGUAUUGUUUUCUGUUUAUUCAACAAUAUUUCAUGACCCUAAAUCCGCCGCCCUGUGGAUAUAACCGCGGGACUUCUGGUUAUGAGUCAACCCGCGCAUCACUAGUGUGUGUCACAUCUCAAUUGUUUGACCCUAUGUCUGUACAGAUUAUUGUGGCCAAACCCAACAUCCCUGUCAUUGUUGCUCCGCCUGCUGUGGAGUACUUACCAUACCACCACAGCCCUCGCCUGGCCCCAAUCACCAACCUGAGCGAGAACGGUAGGAAGCUGCUCCAGAAAAUGUCAGGAGUGGCCCCACAGGUGAGAGGAAAUACAGAAAGCCCUUGCCUGGCCCCCAUCACCAAUACAGGAAGCCCUCGCCUGGCCCCCAUCACCAACCUGAGUGAGAACAGCAGGAAGCUGCUCCAGGAAAUGUCAGGAGUGGCCCCACAGGUGAGAGGAAAUACAGAAAGCCCUUGCCUGGCCCCCAUCACCAAUACAGGAAGCCCUCGCCUGGCCCCCAUCACCAACCUGAGUGAGAACAGCAGGAAGCUGCUCCAGGAAAUGGCGCAGAAAAUGGCAGGAGUGUACCCACAGGUGAGAGGAAACAGGAAGGGGAUAUUGGCCAUAUGUCCUACAGUAUAUCAUAACUCUAGAUAUUGUAGCUCAAGAGUAGAAAAUAGCCAUAAGCUUAUAUUACUUUAUCUCCUUGUCCAAAAUAUUCAGGAAGGGAAGGUCAAAAGGAAAAAGGGCAAGGCAAAAAAGCGAGUGAAGCAAGAGCAGGCUAGUAACAUGAAGCAGGUGGAAAAUGUUGGAGAAAGUAAGGAGGACAAGAAAGAGGAAAAGAAGAGUCUGAGGAAG